AUGGGCCCCUGUACCGCCUCCUCAUGCUGCUGCCAGGCCCGUAAUCUGUCAUGGGCCCCUGUACCGCCUCCUCAUGCUGCUGCCAGGCCCGUAAUCUGUCAUGGGCCCCUGUACCGCCUCCUCAUGCUGCUGCCAGGUCCAGAGUGUGUCAUGGGUCCCUGUACGGCCUCCCAUUGGGCUGCUGUCUCCAUCGCCACACUCUGCCAUGUGUCCACUUUCAGGUCUCCUCACACUGCUGGUGGGUUCCAUUUUGUCCUAGGGUGCUGGCAGAUUACGGGCCUCCCAUUGCUGCUGCCAGCCCGUAAUCUGCCAUGGGCCCCCGUACCGACUCCUCAUGCUGCUGCCAGGCCCGUAAUCUGUCAUGGGCCCCUGUACCGCCUCCUCAUGCUGCUGCCAGGCCCGUAAUCUGUCAUGGGCCCCUGUACCGCCUCCUCAUGCUGCUGCCAGGUCCAGAGUGUGUCAUGGGUCCCUGUACGGCCUCCCAUUGCUGCUGUCUCCAUCGCCACACUCUGCCAUGUGCCACUUUCAGGUCUCCUCACACUGCUGGUGGGUUCCAUUUUGUCAUAGGGUGCUGGCAGAUUACGGGCCUCCCAUUGCUGCUGCCAGGCCCGUAAUCUGCCAUGGGCCCCGUACCGACUCCUCAUGCUGCUGCCAGGCCCGUAAUCUGUCAUGGGCCCAUUGUACCGCCUCCUCAUGCUGCUGCCAGGUCCAGAGUGUGUCAUGGGUCCCUGUACGGCCUCCAUUGCUGCUGUCUCCAUCGCCACACUCUGCCAUGUGCCACUUUCAGGUCUCCUCACACUGCUGGUGGGUUCCAUUUUGUCAUAGGGUGCUG
This is a messenger RNA of Staurois parvus, 832 nucleotides long. NCBI's taxonomy places the organism in Eukaryota, Metazoa, Chordata, Amphibia, Anura, Ranidae. The record is from the annotation of a GenBank genome assembly.